CUAAUUAGCGUGUAACAAUGGCCACACAACCUCCAGGAUCUGCUUCUGCGGGACCUACUAUAAGUCAAGCUGGUUGUAGCUCCUCAUUCCGCCGAAGAAUGGACGGUGGACCGUGCUUUAAACUUUGGGAUAGCUCAGAGAUUAUCUCUCAGAUGGAGAUGGUCCGCAGUUGGAUCGGAAAGCAUUAUAAAAAGUAUGUGCAGACUGAUGCUCCCUCCAGCAAGUCUCUGUCUGGGUUGGUCACCCAGCUGCUGCAGUUUCAUGAAGACUCUUUUGGCCGCCGAGCAAAUAACCUAGGCUUUACCAAACUCCAGGCAAAGUGUUUUCAAGAUCUGCGGCCCGCCGGUGCUCUCUGCCAUAUACUGGGAUCAGUGUACAAAUUUAAGACAGAACAGGGCUGGAGACGCUUUGAUCUACAAAACCCAUCUAGAGUGGAUCGCCAUAUAGAAAUGUUCGUCUGUGUGGAGAAAACACUGAUACAGAAUAAUCUGUUAAGCAGACCUGUAGUGUAUCUGUCCCCUGACUUGGAACAGAAGCAGGCUCUCAAACUCAAAGACAUAGUCAUGCGACACCAGGGUACAGUGACAGAAGAGAAGUCACAAGCUACCCACCAGAUAUACCCAUCACCCUCCACAGCAGAUGAAGAAGAGUGGCUAAGACCAGUCAUGCGAUUAGAUCAGCAAGUAAUGGUGCAUUGGGGCAUGUUCCCAGACAGUUAUGACUCUCUUAUGUCAGCAAGUGAUGUGGAUGGAGAAGUGGAGGAACCCCCUAACCCAGACAGGUGCUGGAAGGUUCAUGCCAAAUGGGUCCUCGACACUGACACAUUUAAUGAGUGGAUGAAUGAGGAAGACUAUGAGAUAGAUGAAAAUGGGAAUAGUGUGAGCUUCAGGCGGCGUAUCUACCAAAGUGAAGGGGAACAGAAAUCUGUGAAGAAGCGGCGACGCUCCCCUUCUCCAUCAUCCUCUGAGUCUAGGAAGAAAGGAGGAAAGAAAGGUUCAUGGCCAUAUAAGAGGCGUGGACAACCAAAAGAGGAGGAGCCAGAGGAAGACCUCACUAAAGACAUGGAGGAUCCAACACCUGUCCCUAACAUGGAGGAAGUUAUACUGCCUAAAAAUGUGAAUCUAAAAAAAGACAGUGAAAACACCCCAGUAAAAGGAGGGAUAAUGGCUGACUUGGAUGACCAAGAAGAAGACCUUCUCUCUGGAGUUAGAGAUGAAGAGGAACAGAGGGAGUUUGGCCGUGGGAUGGAGGGAGAGGAGAGUGCUACAGAGCAAACACAUCACAUCAUUGUACCCACCUAUGGAUCCUGGUUUGACUACAACUGUAUUCAUCAGAUAGAGAGACGAGCACUGCCUGAGUUCUUUAAUGGCAAAAAUAAGUCCAAAACACCAGAAAUAUAUCUGGCAUACCGCAACUUCAUGAUUGACACAUUUCGGCUAAACCCUCAAGAGUAUUUGACCUCAACCUCCUGCAGACGAAACCUGACAGGAGACGUUUGUGCACUUGUAAGGGUUCAUUCAUUUUUGGAGCAGUGGGGUUUGAUAAAUUAUCAGGUGGAUGCAGAGAGUCGACCCCUCCCUAUGGGCCCACCCCCAACACCACACUUUAACGUUCUUACAGACACUCCUUCAGGACUCGUCCCGCUACAGCACAGACCCUUGCAGGUUUCAGCCUCUCAACAUAUGUUGCAUUUCCCAGAAAAGUCCAAAGAAAAGCCAUCUGACCUACAGAACUUUGGUCUGCGGACGGACAUUUAUGCCAAGAAACAUCCUAAGAGUAAAGGUGCGAGUGCAGGGAGCGAAUGGACAGAACAAGAAACACUGUUGCUUUUGGAGGCUUUACAGAUGUAUAAAGAUGACUGGAACAAGGUGUCGGAACACGUGGGCAGCCGUACGCAGGAUGACUGUAUUCUUCACUUCUUGCGGUUGCCUAUAGAGGACCCAUAUCUAGAGAACUCUGAAGCCUCUAUGGGCCCACUAGCCUAUCAGCCUGUUCCCUUCAGCCAGUCAGGGAACCCUGUAAUGAGCACUGUUGCUUUCCUUGCAUCUGUGGUUGACCCUCGAGUGGCCUCUGCAGCCGCCAAGGCAGCAUUAGAGGAGUUCUCAAGAGCAAGAGAGGAGAUCCCACCAGAAUUCUUCAACGCAAGCUUUCACAAAUCACAGAGUGUUGGGUAUAAUUUAGAUCCUGCCUUUACCCUACAAUCAAGCGGUAUUGCAGGACUUGAGCCAGACCAAGUAGAAAAGACUGAUGGGACUGGUAUAGAAAAGAUGAUUGCCGAAUCAGAGCAGCAUGUAAAGCCUGAGGUUGAUGGUGUCUUUGGAGAGGGACAUUAUGUGAAAAAUGAGGAGAAAGAAGAAAGUGAAGGAGAGAGAGGAGAGGAGAGCACUGCAGAGGAGAGUUUUGAGUUGGGCCAUGGCCAAGGGGAUGGGGAGGACAUGGGGAGAAGUGCUGAGCUUGAGCUGGUGGAGGGACACAUCGCCACAGCUGCUGCUGCAGCACUAGCCUCGGCUGCUACCAAAGCAAAGCAUUUAGCUGCAGUGGAAGAGAGAAAGAUAAAGUCCCUGGUGGCUCUGCUGGUUGAAACUCAGAUGAAAAAGUUGGAGAUCAAACUGAGACACUUUGAAGAGCUGGAGACCAUUAUGGAUCGAGAAAAAGAGGCAUUGGAGCAGCAGAGACAGCAGUUAUUGUCUGAAAGGCAGAACUUCCACCUGGAGCAGGUGAAAUAUGCUGAAGUGAAAGCACGACAGCACAUGGAACAGCAGCAGCAAGCAGGAGCUUCACAGAGCAGCAGCACAACAUAUAACCCUCUUCACCAUGGUCGUUCGGUGAGCAAUGCUGGUACUGGACAGGUGAUGGGUGCUCGGCACCCCGGAGCUCCCAAUGGCAUGUACCAAACUCCACCUUCCUCACAAGCUGAUGGGGCCACAUCCAUGUGAAGACCACUAAUGGAGUUAAGUCUACACUGCCUUAAAUCCCAACCUCCUUCAACAUCAGAUAAAAUACACUGUCAUGUCUUGUACAAGUUACCCAUAUUCACCUCUUCAAUAGAGCUUGAUUUGUGUAUAUUUAAUAUUUUUUUAAGCAUUUAUGCUGCUGUUUAAGUGUCUAAUUUGAGGCUAUUUUAUUGUCGUAUCUGUCUGUACUUAAUGUUUGUAGAUCUGUUUUGUAUCGCCACCAAGCUUUAAAAAAUGUG
Messenger RNA from Xyrauchen texanus (razorback sucker), 3193 nucleotides. RefSeq names its product SWI/SNF related, matrix associated, actin dependent regulator of chromatin, subfamily c, member 1b (gene smarcc1b). Gene Ontology annotation, molecular function: nucleosomal DNA binding; histone binding. The transcript is spliced from 28 exons. The coding region runs from base 18 to 2936 and encodes 972 amino acids. Gene Ontology annotation, biological process: positive regulation of DNA-templated transcription. Gene Ontology annotation, cellular component: SWI/SNF complex; nBAF complex; npBAF complex. NCBI's taxonomy places the organism in Eukaryota, Metazoa, Chordata, Actinopteri, Cypriniformes, Catostomidae. The record is from RefSeq and is a predicted model, not a curated record.